AUGAAUGCGCAUGAUUCGACGCCGGAUACAACCUUCGAAAAUGUUGUUCUUUCCCUUCGUCAAGCUCUAACUUCCGAAGAUGUCCCACUUGCAAAGCGUUUCCGGGCACUUUUCUCGCUGAAACAUCUUGCUACUCAACAGCCUGCGAACCGGCGGACUUCCGAAGCUAUACAAGCGAUAGCUGCGGCUUUUACCUCGCCAUCAGCUCUACUAAAACACGAACUUGCUUACUGCCUGGGUCAGACAAAGAAUCUUGAAGCUGCACCCUUUCUACGUCAUGUUUUAGAGGAUCGCGAACAAGAUGAGAUGUGUAGGCAUGAAGCGGCAGAAGCUCUUGGGGCUCUAGGAGACAUUUCAAGUGUUGAGCUGAUGAAGCACCUCAGAGACAACGAGGAUCAACCAGAAGUCGUCAGGGAAACAUGUGACAUAGCCGUGGACAGAAUUAUAUGGGAAAAUUCGGAGGCGCGCGAAAAAGAAAAGCUCAAAGCAAGUGAUUUUGCAUCUAUAGACCCAGCUCCACCUAUCUCCCUAGAAUCAAAUCAAUUCCGCAUUUCUGACCUGAAGUCCAGACUUAUGGACACUUCAUUAUCGUUGUUCCAACGGUAUCGGGCAAUGUUUGCUCUAAGGGAUCUGGCCUCUCCCCCAGACAUACCUUCGGCUGUUCCGGCCAUUGAGGCACUUGCAGCAGGUUUCAAUGACCCAUCCGCACUAUUCAGGCAUGAGAUUGCUUUCGUCUUUGGUCAGCUAUCCCAUCCUGCAUCUAUUCCCAGUCUGGUAGCAACCUUAAGCAAGACAAACGAGGCGAGCAUGGUCAGGCAUGAAGCUGCAGAAGCGCUUGGCACUCUUGGAGAUGAGCCUGGUGUUGAGGACAUAUUGAAGACCUUCUUGGAUGAUCCGGAACAGGUAGUGCGUGAGAGUGUGGUUGUUGCGCUGGAUAUGGCCGAGUACGAGAAAAAUGGGGAAAUGGAAUAUGCGAUGUUCCCCCCAGAUUCUAUUUCAGACAAAUCGAUAUUUUCUGAUUCAAACCUGACCACGAGCUGUGCAUGGAAGGGCAUUUCUUCAUACUACAAUAUCAACGUCAACGGGGAUAUCCUGAAAGAUGCGGCGUGGUAUUAUCCUGCGCCUAAGGAAGCAGCGCAGAACAUCAAGGAUCACGUCGCCUUCUAUAAGACCAAGGUUCAAGUCUCCAUCGAGGAUUAG
This is a messenger RNA of Endocarpon pusillum Z07020, 1200 nucleotides long. RefSeq names its product Deoxyhypusine hydroxylase. The transcript is spliced from 4 exons. Bases 1 to 1200 code for a protein of 399 amino acids. NCBI's taxonomy places the organism in Eukaryota, Fungi, Ascomycota, Eurotiomycetes, Verrucariales, Verrucariaceae. The record is from RefSeq and is a predicted model, not a curated record. Gene Ontology annotation, molecular function: deoxyhypusine monooxygenase activity. Gene Ontology annotation, biological process: peptidyl-hypusine biosynthetic process.